Salvelinus sp. IW2-2015 is the source of this 3279-nucleotide messenger RNA. Its product is annotated as polypeptide N-acetylgalactosaminyltransferase 15. The record is from RefSeq and is a predicted model, not a curated record. Gene Ontology annotation, biological process: protein O-linked glycosylation. Gene Ontology annotation, molecular function: polypeptide N-acetylgalactosaminyltransferase activity. Gene Ontology annotation, cellular component: Golgi apparatus. Lineage: Eukaryota; Metazoa; Chordata; Actinopteri; Salmoniformes; Salmonidae.
GGGCGCAGUACUCGCAUACACAAAUAAACUAUGGGCUCGAUUCAAUCCGUAGCGCUGGAAAUCAGCUCGGUAGCGCGAUUGAGCCGACAUAUGCAACGUUAUACUAUGAAUGUAGUCUCCGAACGCGGGAAUACUUGACAUUUCUAUCACGCUGUAGCUCAGGUCAUCAGCGCUAAGGAUUGAAUCGAGGCCUAUGUUGAUGACAGUCUGUUCUCCGUUUAUGUUGCCCCUUCUUUUAGAAGUUGACAUCAGAUAUAAUGAUGGCAAAAUAUUUUCUUAUGACAGAUAUAUAGAAUUUUAGCAAUAUUUGGAUGAUUUAAUGUGUUUUUGUUCUUUGCCUCUAUUUUAUAUUCACUUAUAGGGCUAUAGGCCUGGGUAUUGAUUUCCUAAACUGUUAUUGCCAUUUAGUCAUUACGGUGAUAGGUGUUUGAACAGGUGUGGCCUUCAAAUCCGCUAUUCUUGCAAGGGUUAAAUCUCGCGUUAGGACCACAGGGGCUCGGUGGAAGGACAUAUUCUACGCACCUCACUCCAACAGCAAUGAGUUUCACGGAACAAGGGACAUAACUGGAAACCACAUUUGUCGGAGGUGAAACGAAGCGCUAACCUGUUCAGAGCUGCAGUUCUUUGGAAGGACACCGUGGAAGAAUUAUGGACAAAAACUAAAGAACAACAUCUAUGCGUAAUUCCAUUUGGUCAUGAUUACGGACUAUCCAUUGCAAGCCUGAAACGUCAUGGUUAGAAAGUUGUAGCCAAAAGGUGCAGCAUCUGACCAUGUUGUCCCCAGUCAAAUUUGAUGAGGGAAAUAAGAUUCAGCGCUGACUUCUCUAUGUGAACCCGUCCCUCUCCUCUCUCUCUCUCCCGCUCACCAUGCGGCUUUGGAGCAGACCCAGACCAUGCCGGCGGGUGAUGCUCUGUCUCUGGUUACUUAUCCUCGCUCUAUCCGUGGCCACGCUGGCCCUCAUGGACCUGGUCUUUCGGGAUCAGACCCAGACACCGCCCAACUCGCCCCGCCGUCCCUUCCAGCGGCUCUCUGGUCCACCGGACCUGGAGGUGAUCGUGGAUUCCUGGGACCGUCUCAAACAGGAGCAUAAUCUCGGUCUCGCGCCGCUGAGCUCGCUGCAGGAGGACCAGCUUCUCUUCGUGCCCUCAACCCAGGUGAGGAACCCAGCUCCGCCGCCGAGGAAGGGGAGUUACCGGAUGGUUAUAUCGAGCGCCAAGAAGGAAUCAGCGGUCCCGGUGCUACCGACGCACGGGGAUAUGGGGAGACCGGUGCGGCUGAAGCUGGAGGGGCUAGAGAGGGACAUGGAGAAGUCUGUUCUGCAGAAAUACGGCUUCAACGAGCUGGUGAGCGGACGGAUCUCACUGCAUCGCAGAUUGCCCGAGGCUCGCCAUCCUUCGUGCCUCGUUGAGCGUUACAGUGAGUCGCUGCCGUCCGCGAGCGUGGUGAUAUGUUUCCAUGACGAGGCUUGGUCCACGCUCCUCCGCACCGUGCACAGCGUGCUCGACACAGCGCCCAAGGAGUACCUGCGCGAGGUCCUGCUCGUGGACGACCUCAGUCAGCAUGGUCACUUGAAGAGUGUGCUGAGUGAGUAUGUGUUGCUGCUGGAAGGGGUGCGUCUGGUUCGCAGCACGUGGCGUCUGGGCGUGGCAGGGUGUCGCUCUCUGGGUGCAGCCAGAGCUGUGGGGGAGGUACUGGUCUUCAUGGACUCACACUGCGAGUGCCACAGGGGCUGGUUGGAACCACUAUUGGAGCGAGUGGCACAGGACAGGACCAGAGUGGUGUCUCCCAUCAUAGACGUGAUAGACUGGCAGACGUUCCAGUACAACGCCACCCAGUGGCCACACAGGGGAGUGUUUGACUGGAGACUGGACUUCAACUGGGAAACCCUGUCCCAACAGGAAAACCAGGAUUCACCACUGGAGCCUGUCCAGAGUCCGGCGUUGGUGGGCGUGGUCUUAGCAAUUGACAGACACUUCUUCCAGAGCGUGGGAGGUUAUGAUCCAGGCAUGCUGUUCUGGGGGGCGGAGCAUAUGGAGUUGUCCAUCAGGGUGUGGUUGUGUGGGGGCUCCAUGGAGGUGGUCCCCUGCUCCAGAGUGGCUCACCUGGGGCGCCAUCACCAGCCCUAUACCCUCCCUGACCAGGACAUCCUCCAGAGGAACAAGAUACGCAUCGCUGACACCUGGCUGGAUGCCUUCAGGAAGAUCUACUAUAAGAGAGAUACACUAGCUCACUUCAUCAGGCAGUCUGAGAGUCCUAACAUUACAGAGCUAGUCAGACUGAAGAAGAGACUGGGCUGCCGUAACUUCCACUGGUUCCUGACGAACGUCUACCCAGACCUCUAUAUACCCCAGGACAGACCUUCACUCUCAGGGGAGCUAUACAAUGUUGGCACUGGCUAUUGUGCGGAUUACCCUGGAGGACGGGGUCCACAGGGCGCCACUAUGGACAUAGCACCCUGCAGUGGCAAUGGCUACCAGCACUGUGAGCUGAACUCCAUGGGAGAGGUGCGCUGGGGGCCAGCGGGACGGCUGUGUUUCCACGCCCAAGGGGAGAGGGUGGUACUAACCCCGUGCCCCGCCCAUCAGCUGCCCCGCAACAAACCACAGUGGAGGGUCAUCAAGCUGAGUGGCCAGGUGGUUCACUUGCAGACCCAGAGAUGUCUGGAAGCUGUGAAGGAGGAGGGAGGUAAGCCGCAGAGGGACACAGGAGGUCACCAGAGAGGGGGCAACGCUACCCAGAAUGGUCUGUUCCUGCGCCCCUGUGCCCAUCAGCCCCGGCAACAGUGGCACUUCGAACAGCUAGUUGUCCCUAAAGGGGCCUGAGUCUGACUUGGAGUAUAGUUACAGUACAUUGCCUAAAGGCACAUAAUAAAAGCGCAUGUUGUAAGGAGCCAAUUUCAUAAGUGGGUCUCUAUGGGCAAGAGGUCUAAGGCUAAAUUCAAUAGCAAUACUGAUGUGGCUAUACUGUAUGUCUGUAUAUUCUUUGCAAUGGCUUGUGGAAUCAGCAUCUUGCCUGCAUUUAGAUUUUGUUUCUGUUUUAAGGACAUAUAAUGCAAGUUCUAUGGUGUGAACACAAUUUAACCAUAAAUCACAGAGGAAAUAAGCUGUAUGAUUUUGUACAAUGCUGCACAUAAAGGAAUAUUCUAUAUUAUGAAAUUGCCAGAUUUAGUUAGCGAAUAGCCUAUAAUGUAGGCUUAAUGGUGACUGAAUCCUUUAGAACAAUUUAGAAGUGCAAACAAUCAAGAUCUUUCAUCCUGAAUAAAAUAUCUGACAAAGGUA